AUGGUAACGUCGACGGCUUCCUCAGCGAUCUCCUCACCCUCGGUAUCGUUAGCGAGAACAUCAUCUUCGUUAAACGACGGCCGCAUACCGGAAUUACUUAACGAUAAACCCCCUUUGCGAGUUAAAGAACGAGCCAAUGUAACGGUUUUUAUCGAAACUACGGAACCACCGGUCACAGCAAGAGCAAGACGAUUAUCACUAGAUAAUCUAGAAAUUGUUAAAAAGAAGUUGAACGAACUUCUCCGACUUGGUAUCUGCAGACUCUCAAAGUCCAACUACGCCUCGCCGAUGCAUAUGACACCAAAAACUAAUGGAGACUGGCGUCCAUGCGGUGAUUAUCGGCGCUUCCAAACAAAAUACCGACUGAUCAAGGAGGUUUUUAUGUACGUCCUUUGUGAAAUAAACCUUAGAGAAGGACUUAGGAGUACAAAUAUACCUCCAAUUUUGAGGCUAGCUGCAACGCUGGAGAUAUUAGCAGGUGGCGGUUACCAGUGGCAAACUGGCGGCGCACACACAGCAGCAAUGGGGCAUAGUACUCUGUCGAAGAUAUUUCGCAGCACAUUAUCGUCGAUGGAAGAAACUCUAUGCAACCAAUGGAUAUCUUUCGAAAAAAACUUCCAGCCGUGCAAAGAGUGGUUCCAUGAAAAAUAUAACUUUCCGGGAAUUGUUGGUGCCGUAGAUGGUACUAAUUUAAUGCUGUUGAGGCCUAUUGAGAACGAGCAUAUAUACUUCAACAGGAAAGGAAAACAUAGUAUAAACGCGAUGAUUUUAUCAAUAAAAGCUAUAUGCCCACAGUACGGAGGAGCUGCGCACGAUUCCUUUGUUUGGAAAGCCUCAAAUGAGAGGAAUGUAACGGAGCGGCGCUAUAAUAAUGGAGAUACAAGUUCGUGGCUAUUAGGGGAUUCUGGAUACCCUCUUGAGCCAUGGCUUAUGACCCCGUAUCGAUUACGCGAAAAUGAGACCGACGUAGGCAAAUGUAUUUUCAACGACAUCCACAGUAAGGCUAGAAGCAUUGUCGAAAGAAGCAUUGGCGUAUACAAAGGCCGCUAGAGAAUAUUAUCGGACGAUAGAAAGCCAAGGUACAACCCAACAUUGGUUGCAAAAAUUGCAAACGUGUGCGCCGCUCUUCACAAUGUAUGCAUCGAUAGGAAUAUUCCAUAUCAAUUCAGCAACGAAACUCUAACUCAAAGACAAGAAGGACUGUUAGAAUGUACACCAUUGGACAUAAACAAUCGAUUAUCAGAGAGGAUAAGAAAUAGA
Molecule: messenger RNA, 1260 nt
Organism: Anastrepha ludens (Mexican fruit fly)
Lineage: Eukaryota; Metazoa; Arthropoda; Insecta; Diptera; Tephritidae
Product: putative nuclease HARBI1
Exons: 8
Coding region: 1-1050 (349 amino acids)
Source: RefSeq, a predicted model, not a curated record